Prunus armeniaca (apricot) is the source of this 252-nucleotide messenger RNA. The record is from the annotation of a GenBank genome assembly. NCBI's taxonomy places the organism in Eukaryota, Viridiplantae, Streptophyta, Magnoliopsida, Rosales, Rosaceae.
AUGGCUGGGUUAGGUAGUGGUGAGUUGAGAGCGCCGAUCUUCAACAGCGAUAACUAUGAAUUUUGGAGUAUAAGGAUGAAAAUCAUAUUCAAGUCUCAUGGGUUGUGGGAUUUGGUUGAAAAAGGGUUCGACAACACAUAUUUGAAGAAGGUUGAUGAAUUCGAUGCAAAGAAGAAAGAAAAAGAAGAAUCAAGUGGUGCUGGGAAGAUGACUCUCACAGAGGUACUCAAGAAGGAUGCUAAGGCUAUAUGA